GUGUCAGAGAUAUUUAGGUCUUUCAAGUAAAUCACUCUUCAUCGCUAGAGGUAUACAAUAGUACUGUGUAUUUUAGGUCUUUUUAAGGAAACCACUGUGUAUCCCAUCACCGGAAAAAUAAUCAAGAUUCUACGUCGGAAAUUGCCACACACUCAGAGUCUCAGACCCACCACCAACUUUAAUAAUACAAACUCAGUUUCAGUUUUAUUUGCUAAUUAAAAGCCUCUCUUUUGGUUGGUGAUUGUGUUUGUCUUCUUCUAUCUAAAAACUAAAAACUCACACAGUGUUUAUGUUUCUUCAUAGACCCUCUACACCCACAAAUCCAUCUCUCCCUUUUUCUUGCUGUUUCUUUGGACUCUAUCCAAACCCCAAAACUCUCUGAAGAAUAAAAAUCUUUUCUUUUCUAGUCUUUUUCCAUGGAAAGACAAUCACUGCUAGCCUCACAACCAAAAACCCAGGUAGAAAACCAUCUCCUUGAUGAAGAAAUCCAGUUCAAACCAUCUCAGUCUAUUAUAAGCCAGAUUAUUUUUGAAGAUCUUGAAGCCCCAUUUCUUUUACAAGCAUCUUCAUCAUCACAUCAUCUGGACCCAUCAGCAGAUGAUGAAUAUACACCACCUGAGAGGGUAAAGCAUGGUCUUACAAGAUCAAGAACUGCUCCAGCUAUGGCUAUUAUGAGAGAUUUCAAAGGUCAAACCUUGGCAGAGAAACCAAAACUAGUUGAAAAUUCUAUGGUCAGACAAGCAUUUUUUUUAUUGGUUUUUUAUUUGAUUUUUGGUGUAACUAUAUAUUCAUUCAAUCAAGAGAAUUUCUCUGGUAUAGAAACACAUCCUGUUGUUGAUGCACUUUAUUUCUGUAUCGUUACUAUGUGUACAAUUGGGUAUGGUGAUAUUGCACCAUUGACACCUGCAACAAAAAUCUUUGCUUGUGUUUUUGUGUUAGUGGGGUUUGGAUUUAUAGAUAUAUUGCUAAGUGGGGUGCUGAAUUAUGCAUUAGAUUUGCAAGAAACUUUGAUUUUGGCAAAUAGUCGUGUGGAUAUGGGUAGCAAGGCUAAUGGUUCCCGUAAAAAGUUUUCGGCGAGGAAUUACAUUUUUGAUGUGGAAAAAGGAAGAAUGAGGAUAAGAAUGAAGGUUGGAUUAGCACUUGUGGUUGUUAUAAUGUGUAUUGGAAUGGGUGCAAUGGUUUUACAUUUUGUUGAGAAGUUAGAUGUGAUUGAUUCGAUUUAUUUGUCAGUCAUGUCUGUUACAACUGUUGGGUAUGGUGAUAGAGCUUUUAAGACAUUACAAGGAAGAUUGUUUGCAUCGUUUUGGCUUUUGUCAUCGACUUUGGCGGUUGCUAGAGCAUUUCUAUAUCUGGCUGAGUUAAGGAUUGAUAAAAGGCAUAGAAGUAUGACAAAGUGGGUUUUGCAUAGACAGAUUACAGUUGAAGAUUUGCUUGCAGCUGAUAUCAAUAACAAUGGUUUUAUCAGUAAAUCCGAAUAUGUGAUACUCAAACUCAAAGAGAUGGGAAAGAUCAAUGAGAAAGAUAUAUUGCUGAUCUGCAACCAGUUUGACAAGAUUGACCCAAACAACUCUGGGAGGAUCACACUUCCUGAGUUACUGGAUAGUCAAAGAUCCAUAUAAAGAGGAAUACAAACUGAACCAGUAUUCUCUCAAUGGUUGAAGCCAGAUUAUCUUUGUUCCACGGGCAGAGAAGGGAGCAGAUGUGAAGAGAACGAAUUAGCCAAGCCUGCAUCGUAGACCAUCUGUAUAUUCGUUUAAUGUUAUACAAUACUAUAAAUGUAUAGAAAAAUCUGUGAUCCAAUUUUGCAGAGAUGGACUCUCAUUUGUUGUAUAUAUACAUACAUACAAAACCAGCUUAAUAUAUCAGCUCAAAGGUCUUGUUUGACUGCAAAUUGGUUGGGAAACUUGACCUGUUCCAGUUUCUAUCCUACUUAUUUGGUUCAUUCUGUCAUCAAAAUUAGUUUGGAUACACAUAUAAUAAAUACAGAAGUGAUUCACUGAUUCAAUGUAAGUUUGCUCUAAAUGCAGUCAAGAGGGUA
Molecule: messenger RNA, 2038 nt
Organism: Papaver somniferum (opium poppy)
Lineage: Eukaryota; Viridiplantae; Streptophyta; Magnoliopsida; Ranunculales; Papaveraceae
Product: two-pore potassium channel 5-like
Exons: 2
Coding region: 417-1619 (400 amino acids)
Biological process (GO): stabilization of membrane potential; potassium ion transmembrane transport
Cellular component (GO): plant-type vacuole membrane
Molecular function (GO): calcium ion binding; potassium ion leak channel activity
Source: RefSeq, a predicted model, not a curated record